GAAGUCGUCCCCUUUGACCCCGGAAGUUCCCCCUGCUACUGGAGGCGCAGUUCCGGUUAGGCGGCAGAGUUUGUUUACGUUGCUCUCAGAUCUAGCGGUUGCAUACCCCAGCUCAGCCUCCAAAAUGGGGAAAUCCUUCGCCAAUUUCAUGUGCAAGAAGGACUUUCAUCCUGCUUCCAAGUCCAACAUCAAAAAAGUUUGGAUGGCAGAACAGAAAAUAUCAUAUGAUAAGAAGAAACAAGAAGAGUUAAUGCAACAAUAUCUAAAAGAACAAGAAUCAUAUGAUAAUAGAUUGCUCAUGGGAGAUGAACGUGUAAAGAAUGGCCUUAAUUUCAUGUAUGAGGCUCCACCAGGGGCUAAAAAAGAAAACAAAGAGAAAGAAGAAACAGAAGGAGAGACCGAAUACAAAUUUGAAUGGCAGAAAGGGGCCCCACGAGAAAAAUAUGCCAAAGAUGACAUGAAUAUCAGAGAUCAGCCCUUUGGUAUUCAGGUUCGAAAUGUGAGAUGCAUUAAAUGUCACAAAUGGGGUCAUGUCAACACAGAUCGAGAAUGUCCUUUGUUUGGUCUUUCUGGAAUUAAUGCAAGUUCAGUUCCCACUGAUGGCUCAGGGCCAUCGAUGCACCCCUCGGAGCUAAUAGCGGAGAUGAGAAACAGUGGGUUUGCGCUGAAACGAAAUGUACUGGGGAGAAACUUGACCGCAAAUGAUCCAUCACAGGAGUAUGUUGCAAGCGAGGGUGAAGAAGAUCCAGAAGUUGAAUUUUUAAAGUCACUAACAACCAAACAAAAACAGAAACUCCUCAGGAAAUUAGAUCGACUUGAGAAGAAAAAAAAGAAAAAGAAAAAAGAUAGAAAAAAGAAAAAGCUUCAGAAGAGCAGAAGUAAACACAAAAAACAUAAAAACAAGCCCUCCUCCUCCUCCCCCUCCUCCUCCUCCUCCUCCCCAUCCCCACUGUCGUCCUCCUCCUCUAGUGACAGUUCAGAAAGCAGCAGUGAGAGCAACGGCAAAGGGGCAAAAAUACAGAAGAAGAGAAGAAAGAAAAACAAGCGUUCAGGGCAUAACAACAGUGAUUCUGAAGAGACAGGCAAGUCUAAGAAGAGAAAACGAGAUGAGGAACGCUCUUGCAGUCACAGUAACAAGGAAAAGCCUAAGUUUUUAAAACAAGAGAGUUCUGGGGAGAAUAGCAAACGGAGCCAUUCUGAUUCUGACAGAAAGCCCAGAAGCCAUGACCGGAGUCCAGGGAAGAGAGGAUCUGGAAGAAAGGAGAGGAGCAGCAGGAGCCAGAGCAGGGAUGAGAGGAGCAGGAGAAGCCGGAGCAGAAGUCACGGUAGUUACAAGCCAAGAGAAAUAAGGAAACGGCCACGGCGCAGUCCAAGUGAAGAUCGGGACAGAAGAAAUGACACCAGAUGCCAUGGCGCGGAUACGUACAGAGGAGGGCAAGUGCACAGAGAGCAUUAUCGGGAGAUAAGCAUACUGGAGUGACCGCAAAAGAAUGGAGCAGAGGUAGAGAACAGAGAGACUUCCAUGCGACGAUAAACUGCAAAGAAAAACAUCUCCACUUUUUUCUCGAAUACCUUUAGCAAGGGCUAAAUUGUAUACUGUUGUCUUUCUAAUAAGAAGCUCUACUUUAAUUUUUCAUCUCUGUAAACUGUUACAUCAAGUACAAAAUUACAUGAAUCCCAUAAGAAUAAACUUUGCAAAUAUUUGUAAGUAAUCUAUUUGGAGGCUGUAAAAACAUAUUCUGUUGACAAAUGUUUCUUGUACCCUAUACUGAAAUAAAAACCCCUUAUUACUCUGUGACAUUUUCAUCAUUAAAAGAAUGACAGUACAUUGAA
Messenger RNA from Bubalus bubalis (water buffalo), 1833 nucleotides. It is a transcript of the gene CIRSR, whose product is annotated as corepressor interacting with RBPJ, CIR1. Gene Ontology annotation, cellular component: nucleus. Lineage: Eukaryota; Metazoa; Chordata; Mammalia; Artiodactyla; Bovidae. Gene Ontology annotation, biological process: negative regulation of DNA-templated transcription. The record is from RefSeq and is a predicted model, not a curated record. Bases 125 to 1480 code for a protein of 451 amino acids. Gene Ontology annotation, molecular function: transcription corepressor activity. The transcript is spliced from 10 exons.